AUGCCCUUGCUUCAACCAUCAACAUGCACAUGUUAUCCUCUGCAAUUACCAACACUGACUUCAAAUCAGAAAUUACUAGAUGAACCAACAAAGAAAAGAAUAUCUUUAGAAUGCCGUACUGGUGCAGCUACAAUCUUAGCAAGAUCAAAUAUAUUCGUUCAUGGUGGGCUAACGAUUCCUUUGAAUUUAGAGGGUCAGAUUAAUUCUUUACAAUUACAAAAGGAACUCAUUUUGUAUUUCUCAAAGGAGAAAAAUAAUGGGAUUUCUUUUGAAAAUUUGAAUCAAUGGAUUAGUUCAGAGACCUUCUUCCUUGAUCUCAUAUCAAGAACUUGGUAUAGAGUAGAGACUACCCUUCAAAAAGUAGAUGAUAAUGAAAGUAAUAACAACAAUAACGACGAUUCUAAUGAUAACGGCAAUAAUAUUCAAAAAAACAUAAAAAGUGAUAAUGAUAAUAAUGACAAUAAUAAUGAUACAAAUGACGUAGACGACGAUGACAAUGAUGGAAAUGAAACUUAUAGUGAAGUAGGUAGUACGCAUAUUAUUAUAGAAUCACAAUUGAAAGAACGAUUGUUUCAUUCAAUUUGCUAUUCCAAAUCAUGUUUAUAUAUAUUUGGUGGCUUAAUUGUUUCUCCACAGAAUGGAUAUGAACUUAUUGCAACAAAUGAAUUAUGGAAAUUGGAUUUAAGAACAAAGACAUGGAUAUUAUUGAGUAAAGAUCCUAGAAUAGCAAGGAGAUUCAAUCAUACCAUGCAUGUUAAAAAUGAAAACAAUGAUAAAAGAGAUACUAAACUAGUUAUCGUCGGUGGCUUAAACAACCUGGAUCAACCCAUUCAUAAAAUUGAUAUCUUCAAUAUAACUCAGAAUUGCUGGCAAUCCGAUAGUAUUCCGAAAGAUCCAUUAGACGUUCGUUCGAACAUUGAUGGUGUAGAUGUUUCCUUAAAUGAUGAUGUAAAUUUCACUGUUCUGGUCGAUAAUAACGAGGCAAAGAUACCUGCACUAGCAUAUUAUUCACCGAAUUUCCAGAAUGUCACCUCUGAUACCGAAGACAAUCUUGAGGGACAGGGAACAAUAGAUUCGUCUGGAACAGAAAACUUUAGCUCCCCUAUUGUCAUUUUACCAUUGAUUACAGAGGCAAAGGGUAUACGAAUGGAUUACAAUGAAGCACAAACAGGUUCUCUACUCAAACGGCCAUUUAAUUUACAAUAUCCCACGGGGGAUUAUUUUGGAUAUAGUAUUAUUAUAGGUGGAUUUUAUUCCGGAACUAACGCAUUGGAUUUUUAUUGUUUUGUUUACGAUAUACCAUCAGGUAAAUGGACUAGACUAGGGAUCUAUUGUCCUGACUGUGACGAAUAUACCCAUCGAUUUUGGAAGAUUUUCGUCUGGAAAUCACAUCAUCAAGCCAUAAUGUUGGGGACAAAGAAUGACGAUUCCUGUUCACCGACAGUUCAGAGAUUUGAUUACUUGUCCACUUUUGGUCUUCCAAUUAUCAACGUUUAUAAUAAAGCAUUGCAGCCCGGUUUGCGAAAUCUAUUGGCAACGCCCUUACCCUCAUCAACCAAAGAGAAUGAAACGACAGAGUUUAACGAUGAUGAUCAACCUUUCAGAAAGUUAAGUUUUACAUUUAGUGCCACUUCUCAAUUCGAAAGCUAUAUUCAUUAUAUUGCUCCUCCUUUAGAUAAAAACAUAAUAAAGUCAGUCUUUCCACCCUAUGCUAUGGUUUUAGGGAAAGAUGCUUUAGAGAUUUUUGGGAAACCUUUAUCCGAUUUUGAAUUUAUUACUUCUGAAGGGGACUCGAUAGGUAUACCUUUAUAUCUACUUAGAAGAAGAUGGGGUCGUUAUUUUGAUAUGCUUCUAUCCCGAAGUUAUGCCCAGGUAUGUGCAGACUACGAAACUACUGGCAACCAGUCAACUCUAAUUAAGAUCUCAUCAAGGAAUUCAAAAUCAGGCUCGAAAGAUUUCCAAACAGAAUCAAGAUUAUCUUCUUCUGGAUCCUUAGAGAAUUAUUUUAACCGUUCAUCGGUUCAAUGGCCAUAUACAAGGAAAUCAAGUAUUUUAGGGCCAACAACAAACAAUCUUGGAACCGCGGGUACCAAGAAUACCGGAACUUCCGAACCAUCACAUAUAUCUAAAGGUGAGACACCUUCCAAGGGUACCUCAACUACAGAAACCACAGCGGAGGAACCCCGAAAUUAUUAUCGAAAGGAGGAGGACGAUGAUCCCAUAUCCUCAUAUGCAUUGACCAAAAAUCCAACUACCGAAUCACGUUACUCACAAGCAACUACUGGGUCUACAACAAGUUCAUCUGGUGGUAUGGUUUUUAGAGUUCCUUUCCAAGAAAAAAACGGAACGAGCUCAGCCCAGCUAAGAACUCAAGGAUACUCUUCAAAUGAUUAUGAAGCCAAUCCACAAAAGAGGAGAUCAUCACUUCUAGGUAUCCCUGAUAGAGAUAUGUUGAAAGUUUUAUCAUCAGACGCCCAUCGUCGUUCAUCACACCCUACAUUAUCUUACAUAGAGAGAAGAAACAGUUCAACAGUUCCACAACAAUCACCACUGAGAGUACCUACAAGUACACGUAGUUCUAUUUCUUAUGUUAGUUCUUCUUCGGAUAGAAUGGGUAAUCCUAUGAAUCAAAGCAGGGCAGGAAGUUUUACCGAAUCUCCUGUCCUUGGCGUCCUAAAUAUUAAUUUACCGCCUCAAGCAAGUAUUCCAAUAGAUCCAUUACCACCAAUUCCCGGUCAUGAAAGCAAAUUGCCUAAUGGCAGACGUAAUAAUUCAAUCGGAGACUACUUUAGAAACAGUAAUUUCCCAACAAGAAGAAAUUCUCUUAGACGUGCAAGUACACCAGAUCUAGUUCGUCCAUCAGAUAGUCUAGAUGCUUCCAUAGAUAGACAAUUGUUAGAUGAAGAAAAUGAGGAUGAGAGAGAUUCUUCCUCACAAAGAAAAUCUUCAUUCUUUCCUCCAAGGUUUGGCAGUGGUUCCAAGUCUAUUGAUACAUCAAGAAAUUCAAUUACAGAUGAAAGAGGAAGAUUAUCUGUCACAUCAUGUACAGACAGCUUAAAUAGCAGAUCAUCUAAUGUUACCUUAGAAGUUGAACCUUUAUUGACUCCGAGAUCGUUGUAUAUGCCAUGGCCAACAGCUACUGUAAGAGCAUUUGCUGAAUUCUUCUAUACUGGUCAAGUCAACAAUAAAUGGAUGCUCGCACCAGUUGUUUUGGAUUUGUUGGUAAUGGCCAAAAUUUAUGAGUUUCCAUUACUUUAUAAUUUGGUGGCGGAAGUACUAUAUUCAAUAGUGGGUAGGAAAGAAGAAAAUUUGGCAGUUACUUGUAAAGCCUUGAAAGAAACGUUUGAAAAUAAAGUUCUUAUAUACUGUGAAGGGAACUCUGAGAAAACGAAACUAUUCCUUAGGAAAAAUGAAAAUUUUAAAGAGCUGUUAAGGCUGAAAAGAUGUUUAGAAAAUUUAGAUAAUGGAUAUUUUGACAUUGAUCUGGUAAGAAACGCAUCUAGAACCCAUUCUACAAGUACUUUCGAAAGCAAUGCCGCUGAUUAUUUGGAUAAAAUUAUGAAUAGAGAUAGCGGGAUCAGUAGUUCUAUAAAUUACGUACCUACAGCAUUCGCUGGAGGUCCAAGGGAUAGUCAUAAUUCUGUUGGUUCGCUAGGGUUUCCUCCGUCAUUAAAUAUACAGCCUGGUAGACAGUCCGUCUCUGGUUACGCUCAAAGACCAAAAAAUAAAUCCAGUCUAAGUAAAGAAAUUGAUCCUACGUCGUUUCCAGAAUUUAAUACGAAUAUUGGUCCCCUAUCUGGGGGGUUCAGAAAAGAGAGCGCAGUAGACCCAAAGUCAAAUAUACCUGACUAUUUGAAUAUCACUGACGACAUUUCCUUAAGCACAACCAGCAGUAGUAGCAGUAGUAGUAGCGAUUAUGACGACGCUACUGAGCAGGAAAGUUCCACAGAAAAUAAAGGACCAAAGAUUGAUUCUACUAAAGAUAGUGAAAUGAACUCAGGUGAGAAAGAGACUAUUUCUAGGGAGAGUAACCAACUAAAAGAUAACUUUCCCAAAGAAACACGAUCUGAUUCAGAUGAUUACGACUCCGGAUUAGCAAUGUUGUCUUUGAAUAAAAUGAGAAGAAAGGUUAAAAAGGGAGAAGACCAUGAUGAUUCCAUUGAUCCCUUAUUCAAGACAAAUAAUAAUACAAAUAUUCAAAGUCCCAAGAAAAAUUAUGGUACAUUUGCGAGAUACGGGUCAAGUUUAGGCAGUAAAGCGUUUAGAGGAGAAGAACCUGAAAAUGAUUUCAGUAUGCUAACUUUGGAGAAUUUAGCUAGUCGAAACUCAUUGCCACCAGUGGAUUAUAUUAUUAAAUCGAUAUAUAAGACAGUUGUUUUGGUGAACGAUAUAAGAUUGAUGGUAAGGUGUUUAGACUGUGUGGAAAUUUCUAAAGGAUUAAAAGUUUUGAAGAAGAAAUUUAGUCAAGAAAUCCAGGCAAUCGACAAAGAUAUUGCCGCAAAAAACGUGACAGCAACUACUGUAGCAAAGGAGAAUAAGGAAGUGCCAACGUAA
Messenger RNA from Naumovozyma dairenensis CBS 421, 4554 nucleotides. It is a transcript of the gene MDS3, whose product is annotated as Mds3p. The transcript has a single exon. Gene Ontology annotation, cellular component: cytosol; mitochondrion. Bases 1 to 4554 code for a protein of 1517 amino acids. Gene Ontology annotation, biological process: cell redox homeostasis. NCBI's taxonomy places the organism in Eukaryota, Fungi, Ascomycota, Saccharomycetes, Saccharomycetales, Saccharomycetaceae. Gene Ontology annotation, molecular function: protein binding. The record is from RefSeq and is a predicted model, not a curated record.